AUGGCUGAUCGGGUGAAACAAGUUGCCGCUGAAGAGGCAGAGAACGGGAUUUUCUACUUUGUCUCUCAUAGGGACUUGUGGAAACCACUGACUUCCAAACUGGCUCCGACGAUCACGCUGAGCAUUGGAGUGACCACCUUCAUGUUCCUCGUGGCGUACGUGCCUCAAGCCGCCGUCAUGGCUUUCACUUCCGGACCUGUUGCGGCCGUCUCAGCGGCCCUACUUACCCUCAGCGAGAGCUCAACACUCAUCAACCUCCUCUCGAGAACAUUUUUGAUUGAAGAGGCGUUGGUCGACACCUUCGAUGGCACCCUUCUUUCGCGAGAUUGCACCAAUCUGGUCGAGGAAGGCAGGCAAAUAAAAGCCGGAGGGGAUAACAUUGCCAGGCUGGGAAAGCUACUCAAGCGACCAUUCGCAAAAUUCACUCCCAAUGCUAUCAUCCGGUACAUCAUUUACCUGCCACUCAACUUCAUUCCCGUGGUGGGUACCAUUAUUUUCAUAGCCCUCCAAGGCAAACGAGCAGGUCCGGCCGCCCAUACCAGGUACUUUCAGCUCAAGGAAUGGAACAAGAGACAGCGCGAGAUGCACAUUGCGGAGCAUCGCGGAGGGUAUACCGCGUUUGGAAUGGCUGCCUUUUUGCUUGAGAUGAUACCUUUUGCAAAUCUUGUUUUCGCUUUCACAAAUACUGUGGGUGCAGCUCUAUGGGCUGCAGACAUUGAGAAGAAUGCCACAACGGCUCCAAGGGUCCGUGAGCUGGCUGAGAAGGCCGAGUGA
Molecule: messenger RNA, 774 nt
Organism: Fonsecaea erecta
Lineage: Eukaryota; Fungi; Ascomycota; Eurotiomycetes; Chaetothyriales; Herpotrichiellaceae
Exons: 2
Coding region: 1-774 (257 amino acids)
Cellular component (GO): lipid droplet; prospore membrane; ascospore wall
Source: RefSeq, a predicted model, not a curated record